AUGGUAUCUCAGGGCAUAAGUAGAUGUGACAAAGCAGUUCCUAAGCCUGCCAAUUCUGCCAAAGGACAAGGGAAGGAUCUAUAUGAAAAACAACAGAUUCAGGGAACAAUCUUCCCAGCUCCAAAUUUUAACCCUGUUAUGGAUGCCCAGAUGCUAGGAGGAGCUCUCCAGGGAAUGGAUUGUGAUAAAGAUAUGCUGAUUGAUAUUCUAACACAGCGCUGCAAUGCACAGAGAUGCAUGAUUGCAGAGGCUUACAGGAACAUGUAUGGCAGGGAUUUGCUUCUGGACCUGAAAGAGGCCCUUUCACAUCACUUCAAGGAAGUUAUGGUCGGCCUGAUGUAUCCACCUGCUUCCUAUGAUGCCCAUGAGCUCUGGCAUGCUAUGAAGGGAGCUGGCACAGAUGAAAACUGCCUAAUUGAUAUAUUAGCCUCAAGAUCAAAUGGAGAGAUCUUCCAGAUGAAAGAAGCCUACCUAAUGCAAUAUGAGAGUGACCUUCUCCAAGACAUUUAUUCUGAGACUUCUGGGCACUUUAGAGAUACACUUAUGAACCUUGCUCAGGGAACCAGGCAAGAAGGAUAUUCAGAUCCUGCGAUGGCUGCUCAGGAUGCUAUGGUCCUGUGGGAAGCAUGCCAGCAAAAGACUGGAGAGCACAAGAACAUGCUGCAGAUGAUUCUGUGCAACAAGAGCUACCAGCAGUUGUGGAUGGUUUUUCAGGAGUUUCAGAAUAUCUCUGGGCAAGACAUAGUGGAUGCCAUUAAUGAAUGUUAUGAUGGAUACUUUCAGGAACUAUUGGUAGCAAUAGUUCUGUGUGUUCGAGACAAAGCUUCUUAUUUUGCAUAUAGACUUUAUAAUGCAAUUCACGAGUUAGGCUUCCAUAACAAAACAAUUAUAAGGAUUCUGAUUGCCAGAAGUGAAAUAGAUCUGAUGAAUAUUAGACAACAGUAUAAAGAGAGAUAUGGGAAAUCACUAUUUCAUGACAUCAAACAUUUUUCUUCCGGACAUUAUGAAAGCGCUUUACUUGCCAUCUGUGCUGGUGAUGCUGAAGAUUAUUAAUUGAAGAAGACAGCAUUGAAAAUUUAAAUAUGUAACCUGCAAAUGUUUUAAUAGGAGAAACACAAGUCAUGCAGGUUAUUUCUCUGUACUCUGUACUUCUCAUUACAAUCUAUAUAAUGUCUUCUCUUUUCUAAAAGUAUAUUAUAAAUAAAUACUACUUUCAGUCCUCAGAA
Molecule: messenger RNA, 1226 nt
Organism: Varanus komodoensis (Komodo dragon)
Lineage: Eukaryota; Metazoa; Chordata; Lepidosauria; Squamata; Varanidae
Gene: ANXA10
Product: annexin A10
Exons: 12
Coding region: 1-1053 (350 amino acids)
Cellular component (GO): cytoplasm
Molecular function (GO): calcium-dependent phospholipid binding; calcium ion binding
Source: RefSeq, a predicted model, not a curated record